Zootoca vivipara (common lizard) is the source of this 4774-nucleotide messenger RNA. RefSeq names its product tropomyosin 4 (gene TPM4). The record is from RefSeq and is a predicted model, not a curated record. NCBI's taxonomy places the organism in Eukaryota, Metazoa, Chordata, Lepidosauria, Squamata, Lacertidae.
CAGCCAGGAGUUUAAAACCGUGCCCCCCGGUCGCCUGCCUGCUUGCCUGCCUGCCCUCUGUCCUAACUCUGUCCACAGAAUCUCACACCGGAAGACGCCGACCCCCCAGCCGCAAAGAUGGAGGCCAUCAAGAAGAAAAUGCAGAUGUUGAAACUGGACAAGGAGAACGCCAUCGACCGGGCAGAACAAGCCGAGGCGGACAAGAAGGCGGCAGAGGACAAGUGCAAACAGGUGGAGGAUGAGCUGGUGACUCUGCAGAAGAAGCUCAAAGGCACCGAGGAUGAGCUCGACAAAUACUCUGAAGCCCUCAAGGAUGCUCAGGAGAAGCUGGAGCAGGCGGACAAGAAAGCCACGGAUGCAGAAGGGGAGGUGGCCGCUCUGAACCGCAGGAUCCAGCUGGUGGAAGAGGAAUUGGAUCGGGCCCAGGAGCGUCUCGCUACCGCUUUGCAGAAGCUGGAGGAAGCGGAAAAGGCGGCUGACGAAAGCGAGAGAGGCAUGAAGGUGAUCGAAAACAGAGCCAUGAAGGACGAGGAGAAAAUGGAAAUUCAGGAGAUGCAGCUGAAGGAAGCCAAGCACAUCGCAGAGGAGGCCGACCGCAAAUAUGAAGAGGUUGCCCGGAAACUGGUCAUUCUGGAGGGAGAACUGGAAAGAGCAGAAGAACGGGCGGAGGUUUCCGAAUUGAAAUGCGGUGACCUUGAAGAGGAACUAAAGAACGUCACCAACAACCUCAAGUCGCUUGAAGCUCAGUCGGAGAAGUACUCUGAAAAGGAGGACAAGUACGAAGAGGAGAUCAAGCUUCUGACCGACAAGCUGAAGGAGGCUGAAACGCGCGCCGAGUUUGCAGAGAGAACGGUUGCCAAACUGGAAAAGACGAUCGAUGACCUGGAAGAAAAAGUUGCCCAGGCGAAGGAAGAGAACUUGACUUUGCACCGGACGCUGGAUCAAACCCUCAGCGAGCUCGGCAGCAUAUAACCCCGCGCGGGGGAAAAAAAGCAUCCGGACUUCGGGAAGCCGAAAGGAUCCUGCGAAAAAUAGCGGCUUCCUCUUUGAAUCCCCUUCUCUCCUGCUCUCUCUCUCGUCUUCCCCACCUUUUAGAUCACACAAAAUGCCAACCUUCUCUUCCCCCUUUAAGCAUUGAGGUUUUGGGCACCAACUGAAUGUAGUUUUUUGUUGUUGUUGUUAGUAAUCCUCUGCGGCAGGAUGUUGCGAAACCGGGAAAGCUGCGCGCCAAGGCAUCCGUUUCUCGCAGGGCUGCUCCAACGGUGCUAACUUCUCUCGAUACUGGAAACGCACGUGUUUUGUGCAAAACCGAGGGGUGCGGGGAGCAGGGGCCCAGUUGAGGCGACAGGGAGACGGAGCUCUUGGCGGUAGUCGCAGCAUUUUGUUUGCUGCUUUUCCCGCUGCCUGCAGUCGCAAAAGGGCGGGAAACUCUCUUGCAGAAGCACAAAGUUUAUGCAGAAAGCCUGCACGUUCUGCAGGAAGACGGCUUUUUUCGCCGCCUUCCUCGUUUACAGAAAGUUCGUAGAACUGGAAGCUUACACAUUCCAUAGGAAGGCGAGAUGUACUGGCUUCCUAGUUUACAGAACUGUGCCAAAAUACUAUUUCUUUGUGUAUGUGUGUGUGUGUUUCGUCUCCUUGAACAUCUUGAGAAGCAGACCAAAAAAAGAAGAAAAAAAGCAGGAGUCAUUUCCCAUUGGCCAAUCUUAGGGUGCUCUGAUGGGGAAAUGGCGGAUUCUGCACUUCUGUAUUUAUUAUUAUUAUUUUGCAAGGAGGGUGGAAGGAAGGGAAACGGGCAACAUGAAUUCAAUCACCCCAUCCCGCUAAAUGUAUCCUGUUAACAUGGCUAUAGCAUUUUUAUUAUUAUUUUUAAGCUUUUCAUCUAAUAAUAAAACCUUUUCCCCCCCAAUACACAUUUCCACUUUGUGGGGUAUUUGUUAACAUAAUGAAUCUAAACAUUAGAAAGAACUUCCUGACAGUAAGAGCUGUUCGGCAGUGGAAUUUGCUGCCAAGGAGUGUGGUGGAGUCUCCUUCUUUGGAGGUCUUUAAGCAGAGGCUUGACAGUCAUCUGUCGGGAAUGCUUUGAUGGUGUUUCCUGCUCGGCAGGGGGUUGGACUGGGUGGCCCUUGUGGUCUCUUCCAACUCUAUGAUUCUAUGAAUCAGGGCCGGAUUUAGGUUUGAUGAGGUCAUCAUGGGGCCCAGCUGUCCUUUGUCCACAACAAAUUGUCACUGUGCUUUGUGUUGAAUGUAUCCAAAUGGUCGUUGAUGGACCUAAUAGGGAUCUUAAUCCAUUUGCCCAUGUGGCCAUGCAACCAGUCCAUGCAGAAUGUAGGCACCCUAUAUAUAGAAAGGAGCAGAGCAGUGAUAUUUGAGGGAGCAGGCUAGCAGGCAGGGCCCAUGACUACAAUCCGAGGAGCCUACACCACACAAAACACAGUGGCUGUAGGUAGGUUUAAUUUUAUUUGUUUUUUAUCUUAUAUUUUGGAAAUGUACAUCCAGGUUUUAUUCCCCCCAAGAGAGGGGCGCUAAGCUAUCACUUGUUUAGCUUAUACGUAAAUCCGGCACUGUAAUGAAUAUAGAUUUAGUGCUGGAAUAAGAGGCGUUCCCUUCCCUGAACUGGACAGGGAGCAGCCGCAGCGGUCAAGGGAAUGACAAACCGCUUGCUGUUGUUUUUUUUUGAAACUCUGGAGAGUUGGAGACAUCCGGCCGGCCGGAUCAGCUGCAGAACGAGAGGAACGACGUUUCUUUGGCAUUUCAGACUCUUUCUAGGUCAUCGGCAAAUGCGUUUUGGUGGGGAGAUGGGAGGAGAGGCUCUGCUGAUCUCAUCAGAAGGUGGUUCCACCCAGCGGGGUUGGCAUUGCUGCUGGUGGAAAGUAUUUUACGUAGGAAGCACGAGAGACUCGAGAAAUGAUUCCCAAAUGCUGGGUAUCUUCAGGCAAUAAAUGCUGCUGCAGCUGCCGUCUACCACAGCCUCCCUGGGGGGGAAAGGGAUCCUCGAUUUGUGUCCUUUUCAAGGUUCCGCUUACUGAAUACAUACCUCGGGUUACAGACGCUUCAGGUUGCGCAUUUUUGGGUUGCGCACCAUGCCGAACCCGGAAUUACCAGAACGGGUUACUUCCGGGUUUCGGUGAUCAUGCAUAGGCAGAGGUGCUAUGCGCAGAAGUGCCGAAUUGUGACCUGCGCAUUGCAAACGUGCCUCCCGCACGGAUCAUGUUUGCAACCCGAGUGUCCACUGUAGUGCCAACAAGGCCCUCAGUGACUUUUGGAAGGCUUAAACAAGAAUAAAACCACACCUGGCUUUGUUUUGGAGGCAGCUAUCUGAGGCUGAGAGGGGAUGCGGGUGGCGCUGUGCAUUAAAGCACUCUUGGGCUUGCUGAUCAAAAGGUUGGCGGUUUGAAUCCCCGCGACGAGGUGAGCUCCCGUUGCUCGGUCCCAGCUCCUGCCAACCUAACAAUUCAAAAGCACAGAGUGCAAGUAGAUAACUAGGUACUGCUCUGGCGGGAAGGUAAACGGCGUUUCCGUGUGCUGCUCUGGUUCGCCAGAAGUGGCUUAGUCAUCCUGGCCACAUGACCCGGAAGCUGUACGCCAGCUCCCUCGGCCAGUAAAGCGAGAUGAGUGCUGCAACCCCAGAGUCGGUCACGACUGGACCUAAUGGUCAGGGGUCCCUUUACCUUUAUUAUUAUUAAUACUAUUAAUAUUAUUGAAUUUGUUUAUUGCCCUAUAUCUGCAGGUCUCAGGGCAGUCGACAAACAAAUAAAUCACAAUAUUAAAACACAAAAUACAUAACAACAACAAACAACAACAACACAAAAAACAAGACGGUCAGGGGUCCCUUUACCUUUACCUGAGCCUGAGAAACAGUGGUAAGGAAAGACAUGGAUGGGGGCCCUUUAACGAGUAUCAGAAGCCAGAAUGUUGGUGUACGCACCCAUUUUCAUUUUUUUACAGUGUUAAAAUUGAUUGAGGGACCCCUGUGUCUGUUUCCUUUAGUCUGUGUCCUUUUCAAACACACAAGCGAGUUUGUGUGUUUCAGGACAAGGCUGAUGUUGACUUAGCCACACCUGAAGCUGGCUCUGCCCAAAGGUGGGUCACUUCCACGUUUAAGAACAGCAACGAGGUCAAGUUCGUGUAAAAGGAGCCGUUUGCCUUUUGCUCAAAAAUACGUUUGUUUGCCUCUUUGGACAGAGAGAGACGCUGUUUUUCUGUGUUUUAAAUUUUCUUCAGGAGCAGUUUUGGUUUUAAAAUGUUUAACGAGUCCCCGUGUGCUGGGCUUUCCGAGUCAAGUGCUGAGGGGAGAAAGAGCCAUGCAUUUUGAUUGUUGGUUUAAUAAAAACGAUGCAAAUAGGCGUUAUACGUCUUGGCAGCUGUCCCUAGUUAUGUUCAUCUAGGAAGAAGGGGAAACGCCCUCAAAUGCAGGGCAGCAGUCGGGAGGAGAACAGAUGAGCUGGCGGUAAAUAAAGCAAAAUACAUUAACCAUUUAGUCACAGAAUCCUGAUCAAGCCAAACAUUUUAUAUAUGGCCUUCCUGGCCUUUAUUUAACCUGGAGUCGGAGAUAAAAUAUGAUAUGAUAAAAUAACGGAAACAUCCAAUGGAGAUUUUCGGCAGUUAAAUAAGAGCGGCCAUUUACUUGAAGGUGUAAGAUCCAGACGUUUAAUCUUCUUUAAAACACAAGUUUAAUUGAACCAGUUACAGAAAGUUGUGCUGAACAAGGUCCCCAGAAACGGUCCCGUCUGCUGAGUUGUGCCCUUUCAGCAAAACGAGACAAGCCUGGGAAGCA